AUGCCUUCAAAAGCACUCACUCGAGGCACGCGCCGGGAUCGCUCUGUCAAACCGCUCAAACUCGAGCCCGUCGAGGAGGACGUCAAGCCCACCGUCGACCCGCCCUUCCAGCCCUUCUCCCGCACCCAUCGCGCGGAGCUUGGGUCUUUGCUACACAAAAGCGCGGUCCGCCCGACUUCGUCCUUUGCUUCUUCCUGGGCGGCGCCCCGUUCCUUGGACCCGUCUUUGGUCCAAGACUGGUGUUCACGGCGGGCUGGAGGCGAUCGCAAGCGGAAGAACGGCGCGCAGUUAGCACCUUCUGCGAAUGCUGGUGGAAACUCAGGUGUCUGUGAGUCUGCCGCAGUCACUCUCAGCGUAAAGCGCGAACGCGCGGUGUCCCCUACCCUUCCCUCCUCCCGCCCUCUCCUUUCGAACACCCCGAAGGCUCGCAAGACCUCGACUCUGCCCAGCUUCGCAGUCCGACACACCCGCGCCCACGAUGCCAAUCCUCAUCCCUCAUGCCAGACUUGCACUCGCGCGCCCACACAAAGCUUGCUCUUGUCGCCUGUCUCAUCCUUGUCUUCGGCUCCCAUAUCGACCCCGGCCGUCUCCUCGUCUUCAGCCACGAUCAAGUCUGCACUUCGCACGCGAAACAAAGACGUGCAGUCUCAACCUUGCCGUGUCCGCUUCUCCGGUCUCUCUCCCGAGGCUCAUCAGGCGCAAUCUGAGGCACUCCAGUCCUCAGUGCAACGUCUGAACACUACCCCAACCGCAUAUACCCACCCCUCCUUGCCGUCGACUGUCUCCAGCUCUCUUCCCCCUCGUUUCAAGCGCAAACUUCCUGCUGCUACACCUGCCCCAGUCGUCGAACCUGCUACAGAUGCUGUUCCUCUGACGCCUUCGCUCGCUGCUCGACCGAGUCCCCCAGUUCUCGCAAUUUUGACUGCGCGCAAACAUCACACUGCCGCCCUAAGCCUGCCAGACUCAUCACCUCCUCCGGAUUCCUCUACUUCUUCCUCUUCCUUUGCUGCUGCCCCUUCGUCGACUCCACCAUCAGGUCCCUUACCAAAGGCAGAGAGUCUAGCUUCAAGCUCGCUGUUCCCUAUUACGUUCUUCUCGUCGUCUCCGCCUCCCUCUCCCGACGCAGCUGCAGACAAUCAGACGACCCAUGUCGAAACCCUCCAAGCGUCACCGCAACAGCCGGCAGACUGUAAUCCCCCCGUCACUGCGUCGCUUCCCGCCUGUAUUACUCUCUCUACAAACUCCCUUCCAUCUGACCCUACGCUAGUUCCAACGGCGACCAACUUCCACUCUCCGGACCCGUCUGCGUUGCGACGCGAUCGCCCUCGAACAUCUUCUGUCGACAUGCAAGCGUCGUCUCUCGUUGGUAGUCACACGUCGCGGGCCCGCGCCCGUGCCCCCGCGACUUUCAGAUUGCGGCGCAACUCAUCGGCUAUGGCACGAAUGAAUGCUGGAGACGCGUCUUCAGCCGGCGAAGGACCGGGAACGUCGCCGGUCGCUCCCAUGACCGCGACCAACGAGCGCGUUCAUGUCUCCGUAGGGCCCGAUGUGCGGAUCCAAGUCGUCCCCGUCAAGGCAAAGGUAGAGUCGUCAACAUCACCCGGAUGUCUUGCGGUCGCCCCUGCUAUCGCUACGUCUGGCAAGACCAAGGGGCACCGCUUGAAGCGCAAAGCGUCCGUCAUCGACUCCGUCAAGCCCGAGGGCAACGCGCCCCAAGAACGCGCCCCUCCCACCAAGAAGCCGCGCAAGCCACGCGUCCCACGUGCAAAGUCCACAGCGCGCCCGGUCGACCCCGCCGUACCCAAGAAGCGGCGGGGGCGACCGCCGAAAACCCGCACAGAGGCUCCCGGCGCGCGACCUCCGUCGCCUCCCCUCCCGACGUUCCGUCCUCCCUCACUCCCGGCCUAUCCAGACGACGGCCCAAUCGCGCGAGCCCCGUCGUUCAACGGCCCGAAGCACCCGCCGCUCGCGCGCGGGGGCUCGAUAUCGAGCGUCGGUGCGCUCUCGGGCCUCGCCUGGGACCCGGCGGGGUUCGCGAACAUGCACCUGAGCGCGCUGCCGUGGCUCGCGGGCGCGGCGUACGCGCCGGUCUCCAUCCACUUCGCCGAGCGCGAUGUGCUCUUCGAUCCUUUCAGCAGCGCCAACGGCCUGGGACGUGCGGCGGACCUUCCGACUGCGUACGUUCCCAUUCCCGUUGGUGUCGCGUGGUUUGGGCGGUACUAG
This is a messenger RNA of Epithele typhae, 2223 nucleotides long. RefSeq lists its product as uncharacterized. The record is from RefSeq and is a predicted model, not a curated record. Bases 1 to 2223 code for a protein of 740 amino acids. NCBI's taxonomy places the organism in Eukaryota, Fungi, Basidiomycota, Agaricomycetes, Polyporales, Epitheliaceae. The transcript is spliced from 3 exons.